AUGCUGGCCGAACAGACGCGCAGGCAGGACGUGCUGGCCGACCGCCUCUACCAGGCCUACUCCCAACUCUCCAGUCUGCCGGUGCCAAGUCUGCUGCGGCCGAUUUGUCAACUUUUGGGGUUACGUUGGCUGGGCAAGGGCGAUCAACGCCAGGCAGCACGCUUUCUGAGUCAGUCCGUUCCUCUGGCGGCAUCCAGUCUCUACGCCUCCAUCCUCUGCUCGAAAAUAAAGUAAGCUUGCGGAGGGGGAGGGGUGGAGGGGGAGAGGUGACGUCGUCUUGGGGCACGCGAGCGGCAAUUGGGUCGUGUUCGUGGCUGUCAUUGGCCAGGGGCGCAUUAAGGUCAUGUCAUUGUUCAACCAGUGAGCGAACGGAGACAGUGCCCGCACACGGUAGUGAUGACGAAGACGGUGCAUGUGUGUGCGUGUUGUUGUUUGCCCUCAAAACGGGCCACGUGGUAGAUGCGCUGGACCAACACGGGGGCCACAUCGGACCCUGGCAGGCGUUAUCUGUGAGCAAUAACAAAUGCCAACAUCUGAGGGGUGCGCUGGCAGAUCACGUUGUCGGCAGUCGUCGCACAACUGGACCGCUGUCAUCACCCCAUUGAUUUGUGGUAAAAUCCUGGUCAUUUGUAUGUGGACCAGGGGGUGCGGAGUGGAGCGCCAAGGUGAAGAUCCGUCCAAGCCAUCCACCUGCGACCUCCCACGUCUCCGGUAUUCUUGACUUGGUCUUGACACCGGGCUCAGGCGGGGGAGGAGGAGAGAGUGUAGGUAGAUGCUACGCAAGUCUACUGGCACUAUAAACCCCUGCGUAAGUCACCGUACCUGCUCCCACAAUGCAGUCUGUGGGGCACACGGUGGACAUCGACGAAAUCGACGGCCGAACUAUCGUAUGUGUGUGUGGGGUGUAGGGGUGUCCAGCGGUGGGAUCACGUGAUGGUCGUAGUGGUCGCUCACAUGCUCGCAGGUGAGACUACGCCCAGCGUACAUUUGCUGGCACCCAACUCUCACCUGUGGCUCCACGUAGUUGGGCUCUGCUCAGCGGCCACACCCCGGGCAACCGUCUCGACCGGCGGGCUAAACCAGGUGAGGGCGCUGUGCGCUUGUGCCGCGUGCACAGUGUACUGCGGACUCCGCUGGAUGGAUGGUCGGAUGAAACACUGCGCCGGCAUCGUCGAGACGAGGCUCUGCCUGGUACGCCUUUGGAAAACUGCUGCCGGGACGGGCCUCCGCAUCGCCCUCGCUGAGACGCGCCUGCCUUCGCCGACGGAGACCGCGGACUCAAGGCAUAUGCGGUCGUCCUCCACUACGAACAUAAAGGUCGUGGCCCCAUAG
Spirometra erinaceieuropaei is the source of this 1332-nucleotide messenger RNA. The record is from the annotation of a GenBank genome assembly. NCBI's taxonomy places the organism in Eukaryota, Metazoa, Platyhelminthes, Cestoda, Diphyllobothriidea, Diphyllobothriidae.